This is a messenger RNA of Condylura cristata (star-nosed mole), 2442 nucleotides long. RefSeq names its product podocan-like 1 (gene PODNL1). The transcript has 8 exons. Gene Ontology annotation, molecular function: protein binding. Lineage: Eukaryota; Metazoa; Chordata; Mammalia; Eulipotyphla; Talpidae. Bases 570 to 2147 code for a protein of 525 amino acids. The record is from RefSeq and is a predicted model, not a curated record.
CGGACACAGUGGACUGUGCUGGCCUGGACCUGCAGGUGUUCCCGAACAACGUCACUAGGGCGGCUCAACACCUCUCCCUUCAGGUGGGGCUGGGGCCAGGGGUGAGAGCUGGAGGCCUGGGGAGGUUGGUGAGCAUGCAAGUACUGGGUUGAAACUGGAGGCGUGGGGUCCAUUGUGAGGGAGUGAGACUGGGUGUGUGGGUUCUGAUACUGAUGGAAGUUGACCGUGAUGACACAGUUGGGGUCUGUUGUCGGAGAGGAGAGUGAGCGAUGACACUGUUGGGGUCUGUUGUCGGAGAGGAGAGCGAGUAUAUGCUCAAGUGGGAGGGGCCGAGGGCAUGAGGGUCCUGGGUCAACAUCUUGGCUUGGGGCCUCCUGAGGCCUGGGUUGUGAGGCAGUGGGGUCAGCUGUGGUGUUGAUGGGGUAGUAGAACACCCAGGUUUUGGUGGUUUUGGAGUUGCUUGGAGUCAGGGUGAUGAAUCAUUUGGGGGUCAAGUGUGUGGGUGAGGGCUACCUGUUUAGGCUGAUGGGAGUUAAGGAUUGGAGCUUAGGGUCACUUGCUGAGGGUGAAUGGUUAUGAGGUUAGUUAGGAGUGUGAACACCUCCUUGGCCUCCAGAACAACCAGCUUCAGGAGCUUCCCUACAAUGAACUGUCACGACUCAGCAGCCUGCGGACCCUCAACCUCCACAACAACCUUAUAUCCUCUGAGGGGCUGCCUGAUGAGGCAUUCGAGUCCCUCAGCCAGCUGCAGCAUAUCUACAUUGCCCACAACAAGCACCAUUCUGCUCCUGCAGCUCUCUGUGGCCCCCCAGUUUCUGCCCCCCUCCCUCCGCAUCGCAGAUCUGGCUGCCAACCAAGUCAUGGAGAUCUUCCCACUCACCUUUGGGGAGAAACCAACACUCAGGUCUGUGUACCUCCACAACAACCAGCUGAGCAACGCUGGCUUGCCCCUCGAUGCCUUCCAUGGCUCCCAGGCCAUCACCAUCCUCAGUCUCUCCAGCAACCGGCUCAGCUAUGUGCCACCCAGCCUGCCUUCCUCACUGGAGCGGCUUCACUUGCAGAACAACCUAAUCUCCAAAGUGCCCCGAGGAGCCCUGAGCCACCAGACCCAACUCCGUGAGCUCUACCUCCAGCACAACCAGCUGACAGACAGCAGCCUGGAUGCAACCACCUUCAGCAAGCUGCACCGCCUGGAGUACCUGGACCUGUCCCACAACCAGUUGACCGAGGUGCCCACUGGGCUGCCUCGCACCCUGGCAGUGCUGCACCUGGGCCGUAACCACAUCCAGAGAGUGACGGCAGCCCAGCUGCGUGGGGUCCUGGGCCUGCGCUAUCUUCUGCUGCAGCACAACCGGCUGGGGACGGCGGGGCUGCCUGCUGGGGGGCUGCCCGCUGGGGCGCUGCGGCCACUGCGGGGACUGCACACGCUGCAUCUCUACGGCAAUGGUCUGGACAGAGUGCCUCAGGGGCUGCCCCGCCGCCUGCAGGUGCUGGUGCUGCCCCACAAUCAGGUGGCUGCCCUGGGGGCCAGGGACCUGGCUGCCAUGCGGAGCCUGGAGGAGCUCAACCUGGCCUACAACCAGCUGGCCAGCUCCCGUGUGCACCGCCGGGCCUUCCGUCCACUGCGCGCCCUGCGCAGCCUCGACCUGACCGGCAACCAGCUGACCCGGUUGCCCAGCGGCCUGCCUGCCAGCCUGCAUACUCUUCGAAUGCAGCACAAUCAGCUCCGGGCCCUGGAGCCCGAGCUGCUGGCUGGUCUGGAGCAGUUGCGGGAGCUCAUUCUGGCGCAUAACCAGCUCCGGGUGGGGACCAUCGAACCAGGCACUUGGCACGAGCUACAGGGCCUCCAGGUGCUGGACCUCAGCCACAACGAGCUGUCAUUCGUGCCCCCCGACCUGCCUGUGGCCCUGGAGGAGCUGCACCUGCAGGGCAAUCGCAUCAGCCACGUGGGCCCUGAAGCCUUUCUCAGCACACCCCACCUGCGCUUGCUCUUCCUCAGCGCCAACAGACUUCACAUGUCCAGCAUCGCACCCGAAGCCUUCCUGGGCCUCCUGCACCUGCAUGUGGUGGACACAACGGGUAACCCUGAACAGGUCCUGGUCCGGCUGCCACACACAGGCCUACGUAGGCCACGAGGAGGCUCCUGAGCCUGAAGGGACCAGCAGCAGCACAGACGUCUGAGGCUCCUCUGGGCCACAGUGUAGGAAAGCGCGCCCACCUGGGGUCUGGACCUGGCUCUCAGGUCUCAAGGGCUGGGUCUCCCAACCUGCGCUGACUGGGAAGCUGGGGCAAGGCACACAGGGAGUCUGAGGAGGGGCUAAAGUGUGUGGCCCACACCCAGCUGCACAGACCAUGCCAGCCUCAUUGGGCAGGCCCUAUUCCCCAAACGCAUCAAAAGCAGUAAUAAAGAAAUCCACCCUUUUAAGCGCUCAUCAUGGACGA